Molecule: messenger RNA, 4372 nt
Organism: Peromyscus californicus insignis
Lineage: Eukaryota; Metazoa; Chordata; Mammalia; Rodentia; Cricetidae
Gene: Grid2ip
Product: Grid2 interacting protein
Exons: 24
Coding region: 354-4040 (1228 amino acids)
Molecular function (GO): protein binding
Source: RefSeq, a predicted model, not a curated record
UGAGACUUCCGGCGCGUCCAUGGCGUCAUCUGUGCCCGCGAUAAGGAUAACUUUCGUCGGAAGUGUGGCCCGAGGUCGGAAAUCAUCGGGAUGGCACUCUUGCGCCUGGCCACGGUGAGAUGACCCCAGCAAGUCUCUGUGUCUGCCUGAGGACCACUGGUUGUCCCUCUGCACAGCCUGGGUACUGGCCAAGCUGUCCCGCCCUCCUGCUGGUCUACCUGGUAACUGGGAGCUUCUCAGGUUACCCAGAGGAUCGCUUUGCCUUCGAAACUCCAGCUGUCCCCUCCAAGGCAUCAGUAACUGAUGCCAAAGCCCUGAGCGACACAGAGCCGACAGAAAGCUGGUGUCCCUAGAUGCUCUACAAAUGUUUGGCCUUGUCCUCUGACCACCACAGUCCUCAGAGUGGCAGCGGUUCCGACACAGCAGCAAUGCCAGCCACCAACCAAGGUUGGCCUGAGGACUUCGGCUUCCAGCUGGCCGGCUCUGGGCCCUGCUUCGUGAUGGAGGUGGCUGAAGGAAGCAGCGCGCACGCCGGGGGACUGCGGCCGGGGGACCAGAUUCUGGAGGUGGAGGGGCUGGCUGUGGGUGGCCUGAGCAGAGAGCACCUCGUGCGCUUGGCACGACGCUGCCCUCGAGUGCCACCCAGCCUCGGUGUACUCCCUGGCCCCGAGGGUGGCCCCACAGCCUUGACAGCAGCCUGGCUAGCCCCACGAUUUGGCCGCAGCCUCCCGCUGGGCCGCGAACUGCUGCGUUUGGCUGGCCGCCCCAGACCAGACGCUGUGCACAGAGAGCGCAGGCGCAAGGCCCAGGAGUUCAGCUGCAAGGUAGAUGACAUCUUGGGGGACCAGCCAAUAGCCAAAGAGCAGGUGUUCGCUGCACUGAAGCAGUUUGCUGCUGAGCAACAAGUGGAUGAGCUGGUGUGGGCUCUUACUCUGGUGCUGCCCAUCGAGGCCCAGGGGCCAGUCCUGGACAACCUCAGGAUCUUUAUCCCCAAGAAGCACCGGGCACGCUUCGACGAGGUGGUGUCGCAGGGUCUGCUGGGCAAGCUGUGCCGUGCUCGGAGGGCGCAGGGCGCGCAGCGUUUGCGCCGGAGCCGCAGCGAGGAGCGUCCCGAGCGCCUCCUAGUGUCCACGCGCGCCAGCGCCGCGCCGCGCCGUCCUGAUGAGCCGCCCCCGCGCAAGGCGGCCUCGCUGCUGGGCGGCCGCACCGGCCCUGGGGGCCCUCGCAGGACUGUUCGAGUCUACAAGGGCAACAAGAGUUUCGGCUUCACUCUGCGCGGUCAUGGACCAGUCUGGAUUGAAUCUGUCCUGCCUGGCAGCCCCGCUGAAAAUGCCUCCCUCAAGUCAGGUGACCGGAUCCUCUUUCUCAAUGGACUGGACAUGAGGAACUGCUCCCACGACAAGGUGGUGUCCAUGUUGCAAGGCAGUGGCGCAAUGCCCACGCUGGUGGUAGAGGAAGGACCUGUCCCUUUCGCCAGCGAUUCAGACUCUUUGGAUUCCCCGACCCGGUCAUCGGCUCUCACCUCACUGCAGUGGGUGGCGGACAUCCUGCCUUCCAGUAUCCGAGUCCAGGGGAGGACCUUCAGCCAGCAGCUGGACCACCUCCUCACUCCUCCCGAGCGCUAUGGAGUCUGCCGGGCUCUUGAGAGCUUCUUCCAGCACAGGAACAUUGACACCCUCAUUGUCGACGUGUACCCCGUUCUGGACACACCUGCUAAGCAGGUGCUCUGGCAGUUCCUCUACCAGCUGUUGACCUAUGAAGAGCAGGAGCUGUGUCAGGAGAAGAUCGCGUGCUUCCUGGGCUACACGGCCAUGACAGAACCUGAAUCCUCACUGGACCUGGAGCCAGAGUCCACACCAGAGCCCACACCAGAGCCACAGCCACGGAGUUCCCAGAGAGCUUCUUCCAUGUGCCGUCGCAGCCUGCGCUCCCAGGGCCUGGAGGCCAGCCUUAGCUGUGGUCCUGGUGAUUGCCCUGAGAUGCCUCUACCUCUGAUCCCAGGCGAGCGUCAGGCUGGUGAUGGCACAUCCCUCCCAGAGACCCCCAACCCCAAAAUGAUGUCAGCUGUCUACGCAGAGCUUGAGUCACGACUGAACAGCAGCUUCAAAGGGAAGAUAGGGACUGUGUCCAAAUCCCGGGCCUCUCCGCCAGUCCCCAGCCUGGUAGGCACAGCAGGGCCCAGGACCCUGUCUGGAGUCUCGUGGCCCGGCGAGCGGCUCCUGCCCUCUCCCUGCUAUGACCCGCUGUGCUCUGGGGGUCUGGCCUCCCCCAGCAGCUCCGAGUCCCACCCGUACGCCAGCUUGGACAGCAGCAGGGCACCCUCCCCACAGCCAGGCCUUGGAUCCAUCCACCCGGACAGCCCCCCAAGCCCAGACCCCAUCCGGCCGCCCAGCCGCAGGAAGCUCUUUGCCUUCUCCCGCCCCGUGCGGAGCCGAGACACCGACCGCUUCCUGGAUGUGCUGAGCGAGCAGCUGGGUCCUCGGGUCACCAUCGUGGAUGACUUCCUGACACCGGAGAAUGACUAUGAAGAGAUGAGCUUCCACGAUGACCAGGGCAGCUUUGUGACCAAUGAGAGAAGCAGCGCCAGCGACUGCAUCAGCAGCAGCGAGGAGGGUAGUUCUCUGACCUACUCCUCCAUCUCCGACCACAUCCCCCCGCCCCCGCUCAGUCCACCACCACCACCACCCCUGCCUUUCCACGACCCCAAACCCAGCUCCCGCGCCUCCGAUGGUCCCCGAGGACCUCCUCAGUCAUUGACCAAACCCCUCACCCAGCUCAGCCACCCAGUCCCACCCCCACCUCCACCACCCCUACCCCCACCCGUGCCCUGCGCACCCCCCAUGAUAUCCCGGGGCGUGGGCCACCGCCGGAGCGAGACCAGCCACAUGAGUGUCAAGCGCUUGCGCUGGGAACAGGUGGAGAACUCAGAAGGCACUAUCUGGGGUCAGCUUGGGGAGGACUCUGACUAUGAUAAGCUGAGUGACAUGGUGAAAUACCUGGACCUGGAGCUCCACUUCGGCACCCAGAAACCUUCGAAGCCAGUGCCCGGCCCCGAGCCCUUCAGGAAGAAGGAAGUGGUGGAGAUCUUGUCCCACAAGAAGGCCUACAAUACCUCCAUCCUCCUAGCUCACCUGAAGCUGACCCCCAGCGAGCUGCGGCAAGUGCUCAUGAGCAUGGAGCCCCGGCGCCUGGAGCCUGCGCAUCUGGCGCAGCUGCUGCUCUUCGCUCCCGACGCCGACGAGGAGCAGCGCUACCAGGCUUUCCGCGAGGCUCCGGGCCGCCUUAGUGAGCCCGACCAGUUCGUCCUGCAGAUGCUGUCGGUUCCCGAAUACAAGACCCGCCUGCGCAGUCUACAUUUCCAGGCCACCUUACAGGAGAAGACAGAGGACAUUCGAGGCAGCCUCGAGUGCCUGCGACAAGCAUCCCUGGAGCUCAAAAACAGCCGGAAACUUGCCAAGAUCCUGGAGUUUGUGUUGGCCAUGGGUAACUAUCUCAACGAUGGACAGCCCAAGACCAACAAGACCACUGGCUUCAAGAUCAACUUCCUGACAGAGCUAAACUCCACCAAGACAGUGGAUGGGAAAUCCACCUUUCUUCACAUCCUUGCCAAAUCACUAAGCCAGCACUUCCCUGAGCUCCUGGGCUUUGCCCAGGACCUGCCCACUGUGCCCCUGGCUGCUAAAGUGAACCAACGAGCCCUGACUGGUGACCUGGCUGACCUCCAUGGCACGGUCAGUGAGAUUCAGGUGGCCUGCCAGAGCAUGUCCCCCUCCAGUGAGGACAGGUUUGCUGUGGUCAUGGCUUCCUUCCUGGAAACGGCACAGCCAGCUCUGCGGGCGCUGGACGGGCUGCAGCGGGAGGCCAUGGAAGAGCUAGGGAAGGCGCUGGCCUUCUUCGGAGAGGACUCCAAGGCCACUACCUCAGAGGCCUUCUUUGGCAUCUUUUCAGAAUUCAUGAGCAAAUUUGAGAGAGCGCUCAGCGACCUGCAGGCAGGGGAUGGCCCACGCAGCUCCGGGAUGGUUUCACCCCUGGCCUGGUGAUAACUGCCACCAAGCAUCUUCUGCAGUCUUGAGCACGGAGGCUGAUGCUGGAGGCUGCAACCCCCGAAGGAUGUCACAGGGUACUUGAUCAUGCAGCUUGGCUGCAGGAAGGGCUUGGGUGCGGUGAGGGCCGCAGCCCUGUAUCUCCAGCUACCUCAGCUGCUGAGCUCCGCCUGGCCCUCUUCCGCCCAUUCUCCUUGGUCUCCCAGACAGCCUACCUGGCUUCCCGUGGCCACACCCUGCCUCGAUGCCCACAAUGGUGAAUAAAAUGCUGCUGUGUGUCAGGGGAUAUCCCACCUGAGGGUGGAUUGCAAAGUGGCCACUGGCCUGGA